AAAUUCUCUGUAAACCGGAAGUCCCGCCCCUUUUCAUCCUUUCACUGGUCGACUGACGAUCAGUCCGCAGACACGGCAGCAUGCCUCGCAAGAUAGAAGAAAUCAAAGAUUUUCUGCUAACAGCCAGGAGGAAGGAUGCCAAGUCCGUGAAAAUCAAGAAGAACAAGGACAAUGUUAAGUUCAAGGUGCGCUGCAGCAGAUACCUGUACACGCUGGUCAUCACAGACAAGGAGAAAGCAGAGAAGCUCAAGCAGUCCCUCCCACCAGGUCUGGCUGUGAAGGAGCUGAAGUAAAUCCAGGAUGUACAGAUAAUUGUAAUAAAAUUG
This is a messenger RNA of Melanotaenia boesemani (Boeseman's rainbowfish), 326 nucleotides long. It is a transcript of the gene rpl38, whose product is annotated as ribosomal protein L38. The record is from RefSeq and is a predicted model, not a curated record. Gene Ontology annotation, cellular component: ribosome; cytosolic large ribosomal subunit. The transcript has 5 exons. Gene Ontology annotation, molecular function: structural constituent of ribosome. Lineage: Eukaryota; Metazoa; Chordata; Actinopteri; Atheriniformes; Melanotaeniidae. Gene Ontology annotation, biological process: translation; protein-RNA complex assembly. Bases 81 to 293 code for a protein of 70 amino acids.